Molecule: messenger RNA, 2354 nt
Organism: Fundulus heteroclitus (mummichog)
Lineage: Eukaryota; Metazoa; Chordata; Actinopteri; Cyprinodontiformes; Fundulidae
Gene: opn5
Product: opsin 5
Exons: 7
Coding region: 254-1321 (355 amino acids)
Biological process (GO): G protein-coupled receptor signaling pathway; visual perception
Cellular component (GO): membrane
Molecular function (GO): G protein-coupled receptor activity
Source: RefSeq, a predicted model, not a curated record
GGAUAAGUACGCUGGGCUCGACGCGGCAGGCUCACUGGCCGCUUCGCUGCCGCCGCUGCUGCUCAUCAGUCAACCGUCACAGUCACUGGUACGUUGCUCUGAGGAGUUGCCGCUGCCGUUCCACGCAGUUCUGAUCGGGUCAUCCACGCAGUUUCCAACUCAUUUUGCCAGAGAAAACAGGCUGCGUACGGGUGGACCUUAAACUUACCGCGGAAUGACAGCUGAGCGAUGAACAGAGGGAUAUUCCCCGCCGAUGGCAGUGAUGGAGAACACAACAUGGCCAUACUCCGCAUACGUCCCCCAUUAUCUCCUGCGUGGUGACCCUUUUGCUUCAAGACUCUCCAAAGAGGCGGACAUCAUAGCAGCCUUUUACAUCUGCGUCAUAGGAAUUCUGUCUGCAACGGGAAAUGGCUACGUCAUUUAUAUGACCAUCAAACGCAAGACAAAGCUGAAGCCUCCUGAGCUCAUGACUGUCAACCUGGCGAUUUUUGAUUUUGGCAUAUCAGUGGCUGGAAAGCCCUUUUUCGUUGUGUCCAGUUUCUCCCACCGCUGGUUAUUCGGAUGGGAGGGCUGUCAAUUCUACGGCUGGGCGGGCUUCUUCUUUGGCUGUGGGAGCCUCAUCACCAUGACAGUAGUGAGCCUGGACCGGUACCUGAAGAUCUGCCAUCUCCAAUAUGGCUCAUGGUUAAAACGCCACCACACCUUCCUAUGCUUGGCCUUUGUAUGGGCGUAUGCUGCCUUCUGGGCCACCAUGCCACUGGUUGGCUGGGGGAACUAUGCUCCGGAGCCCUUCGGGACCUCCUGCACCCUGGACUGGUGGCUCGCCCAAGCCUCUGUGUCAGGCCAAAGCUUUGUAAUGGCUAUUCUCUUCUUCUGUCUCAUCCUCCCUGCUGGCAUCAUUAUCUUCUCAUAUGUCAUGAUCAUUUUUAAAGUGAAGUCGUCCUCGAGGGAAAUUUCCCAUUACGACGCCCGCAUCAGAAACAAUCACAACCUAGAGAUGAAACUCACAAAGGUGGCUAUGCUGAUCUGUGCAGGCUUUUUGAUCGCCUGGAUUCCUUAUGCGGUGGUUUCAGUGGUGUCGGCGUUUGGCGAGCCAGACUCCGUGCCCAUCCCCGUGUCUGUCAUUCCCACAUUGCUAGCCAAGUCCUCAGCGAUGUACAAUCCCAUCAUCUACCAACUUGUGGAUCUGAAAAACUCAUGCUCAUCCUGCUGUAUCAGGGUCAUGAAGAAACGGACGCACUUUAGGAAGUCAAGGUUCUACACAAUCUCGGGCUCAUUAAAGGACACAGCACCAGCCAAAGAAGCUCACAUCGAGAUGUGAAAGAAACUUUUGAGCUUGGGUGACCUUUUAUCUCUUGUACCAUGGACAUCUUGCCUUGUUCCCUGCCCUCUGUGCACUACACCCAACCAAUCGCCCGCUGCCUGCUGAGACAUCGUCAUCUGCUCACCUCUGCUGCUGGUUCCUGCGUGUUUCAGCGUCCUCCCAUCACUGGAUACCCAUCUUUCUGGUUGCUUCUUGUGAUUAUAACACAUUAUUCCCACAAGGCAUCCCUAUAUUUGUAGUGUACACUGUUUUUCAUCAUAUAGAUCACAUGUUGUGUGGACUAUUUGAUUUUCCAUUUCCAGUAUUAGAGAGUUCUCAAAAAUUUAAUGAUUCAGGUUUGGGAACUAGAGAGUUUUCUGGUUCAAGUCACAUCUUAAGCUAUCAUGUCUCUGUGUAGAAUAUGGUUAGAAUCCCACAAUUCAGUAUGUUUGACAUUGUUAGUUAAACUGGAAACUAAAACUUCAAAGUAAAAGCACGAUUAUGUUGAUCUUUGUUGCUGUUUGUGCAAGCUGUUGGUGUUUGUAAUUUUACACGUGUGUAUUGUAUAUCAUAAAUCUAUCUAAGUAUCUGGAUAAAGCACUGGAUCACGUUAUCUCACCUGGUUAAUGGCAGUGAGAGCAAGUUAGAGAGUUCUUUCAACUCUGGUUAAUGAAAACUCAAACCAGGAAAGGUGGAGCAAACAUUAUUUACCAGCAUUGAUCAAAAAAACAUAUGAGUUCAAGGUAGAGCUCUUUUUCAAGAAAACACACACAGAAUGAGCGCACUUUAUUUCCCAAACCAUUCAGAAUGCACUGAUGACAGUUUCUUGUCACAAUUUUAUAUCUGGUCAAUUGUUGCAAAAAUGGGUUGUAUUAAUUUAAAGAAAAAGACAAUGCAUUUAUUUCUAGAGAUAACUACAUUUCAAGAUAUAGAGUUAUAGUUAAUUCAGGGACUACUAAAAUAUAUUUAUUUUUGAUAUGUUUUCUUUUUUGUUUUGUUUUUUUUGGUUACCAGUAAAAAUAAACGUUUUUGCAUGUCCUUUCCUCAUAAA